Lactuca saligna is the source of this 591-nucleotide messenger RNA. The record is from the annotation of a GenBank genome assembly. Lineage: Eukaryota; Viridiplantae; Streptophyta; Magnoliopsida; Asterales; Asteraceae.
AUGUCGAAUGUAGGGGUGGUAUCCAAGGAUGAGGUGGAUAAGGUGAGAGAUGGAAUAGCCGUUGUGCAAAACGAUAAAGUUGUCUUGGAGAGCAAACUAGUAGGGUAUGAUGAUGAUGCCGAGGAGGUUUCGACGUUAAAGGCCACAGUGGCAUCUAUCGAGUUGGAGAAGACUGGGUUGUUAGAUAAGAUAGUUAUGUUAGAGCAUAGUUUUUGCAAGCUAAAAACUGACUUGAAUGAGUCUGCCCUGCAGAAUACUGAUUUGCAAGCAAUUGUGGUGGGGCUAGAGAGUAAGUUGAACAAAGUGAAUGUGGAUGUGACUUGGGUAUUGUCGCAUGGGGUUGCGAAGAUGGCUGGUUGUGAGAUGAUGAACAAUGAGUUUAAGAUGGCCCUUCAUGAAACCGAUAUUCUGUUAUAUGACCCUUCUCAUGUGCAAAAAACAGAAGAAGCAUUUUUAGCUUUAUUUUGCACUAAAUAUUUAUCUGAUUUUGGAUUUCCUUUGACAAGUGUUGAUCAGUUGCGCACAUUGGUUGAUGGUCUUGGUGGGAAUGUUGCUUCUACAAGUGGUCAUGGUGGAAACAAUGAGUCUUGA